GUAGAGAGUGUGGACUUACUCGUGCUCGACAUGCAGACCCAACAGCCACCCGUUGUCGAUUCACCCUACCAGGAAUCGUCUCACCUGAACGCUUCUGCGUUCUCUUCGGCCACGAGUCCGCUCGGCCUCCCCACCAUAUACACUGAGCAUUGUGCUCCCGCUUCAGACGCGGCCUUUGAGCGCUGCACUGGCCGAGCUAUGCAGAGUCUGUCCUUACCUCCUCCGACCUCACUUCCCUCCACGCCAUUCGGGCGACGUCAAGAGCCAGGAAACAACCUGGUUCCACUACCCUCACAGUUCAGUCCCGGCCGGUCUGAACAAUACUCUUAUCCGUCCCCUCCCAUGUCAGAUUCCCACUCGCCUGCACGCCGCUCAGCUCAAAUUGUCGAUCCUGAGAGACACCCAUUCCCCCCACCAUUGCACGAGCCUCGCAAGAUGAUUGGAAUCGCACCACCUCCACAGCAUGCGCCUUCCCUGUUAGACCCUCGAUCGUCAGGUCUUGGUCAAGGACAUCCGCAACACCGGCCAUUGUAUCAAGCAGACUCUCAGCCAAGGACCCAACCUCCUCAGUAUCAACCACCGCGACGAUACGAAGCUUCUUAUGGCGGAUACCCAGCUGCGCAAAACUACGCUUAUGGCUAUCCCGCUCCAGAAGUUCCAUCCUAUCUUGGAGCUCAGGGUGUAGGACCGGGUCCCCAAGUACAGCCAGCUGCCAUGCUCACACCGCAAUCAGUGAGGCAGAGUAAGCCUGCGAGGAGAACCAAAGCCCAUGUCGCAUCUGCUUGUGUGAAUUGCAAGAAAGCUCAUCUUAGCUGUGAUGUCCAGCGCCCUUGCGGGCGUUGUGUAGCCUCUGGAAAACAGGAUACAUGCAAGGAUGUCCAGCACAAGAAGAGAGGAAGGCCAAGGUUGAGGGAUGACAAGGACUUUGGAAGAAGCGACGAAGCAAGAAUGCCUGCUCAGAUUUCGACUCAAUUGCUGGGGCCGUUGCCUUUGUCAGGCGAAUUCCACGGCCAACAGUCUCCAUUCUCUACCAUGCACAGAGGCUCCGAAUCCCACCGAGUACUUGAAUCGUCACGAGAUGACCGCCAGCAACCUUUGCCCACACCGACCGGUGGACACUCCUCGCGUCUUGGCAGUUACGCUGGUGAAGUGACUUCACCCUAUUCAGCCGGUCCCCCAAUGCCACACCAUGCCCUGCCAAUAGCUUUCUUGAAUCUUGAUCUUGUAGUCCAGAAGUCAAGUCAAAGUUUCCAGGAUCUAGUGUCGUUCUUGGGUGACGUACGCGGUCAGAGUUUAUCAUACUUCCUGGAAUCGCGACAGUCGGAGGUCUUGCAUCGUCUGCGCACCGAGUUGCGUGACGAGAGAGACGAGCGAGAGCCAACAUACAUGGCUCCGAUCACACCCGUCGGUUCCGAUCCCAUGCAAGCAGCAAUGCAAACAGUGUCGGAGAGAGACGUUGAACAUGUUAGCCAAGGAUUCACCGACCGUCCCUUCCUCCUGAACUUCCGCCUACCCAACAACCAACACCAGACACUUCAAACCCAGAUUCGACUCGCAAAGACAUCUCUUUACUUCGUUACUCUGGUCGUGCACACUCCUCCACGGCCAGUGGGACCUCCUCUUUUGACACAGCAGCUCGCUCCGCCCACACCCACCCACGCCUCUCAGACCAGGUCUGCACCCACGAAUGCACCCAGCCGAGACUUUGGCAGCUAUUCGAGCCGACGGCCUUCAUCGUCCGCUAGCUCUGCGCCAACUUCUCCCUACUACAACUUCACAUCGGUUCGGACCUCACUUCCAGCCAUCAGUUCCAGCUCUUACGGGAGCAGCCCUUCGUACGGCUACCCCCCAACAGUUGGUCCCGAGCAGGGAUAUUUCCCGACUUACCAGUCGCCUUCCCAGCCGGGAGCGUACCCCUCUGGCUACCCUUCGGCACACAGAACAGGGUCAGUGACGUCUGAGCCUCAGUUCCAGCCACCGCCCCCGUCUUCUGCGGAUCGCCCUGCCCGGCUAGAGGGGCUACACCUUCCACCUCUUCGCACGAUCCCUGCGCCACCGCCUUUGGCAUCACCAUUGAGCCAGGAGUUUGGCGAGGGUGCGAGAGAUCGAGAGCCGCGUGUCAAAAGACGAGAGUCGCCCUUGAGCGCUGAGUCGCAGUCGGAUACACCUGAAGCGGGAAAGCGCCGUCGUUUGAACAUUCAUGAAGUGUUGGAGUGA
Messenger RNA from Periconia digitata, 2217 nucleotides. The record is from the annotation of a GenBank genome assembly. Lineage: Eukaryota; Fungi; Ascomycota; Dothideomycetes; Pleosporales; Periconiaceae.